AUGUCACAAUAUAUGGAUGAAGUAGAUAGAGAGUUCAUUGAAACUCUAUAUCCACAAUACCUGUUACAGCAACCAAUUGCAUAUGAUCUAUGGUCAGGAUAUUACAAGCACAAAAAAUUGUUUCACAAAUCAAACUAUAAUAAACUCUCUAAUAGCUUCAUUACUAUAAAUAGUAAGCAUCAUAAACUACCUUACUCGAUAAAGAAAGAAAUCUGGCAAAAACUGAUGCACCUGGGAGUUCUGGGAACUAUAUCUUUUGACACAGCAAGAGAUGAUUACCUUUUGCAGGUAUAUAAAUACUUCUAUCCUGGAUCAAAUUUAGUGCUAUUUGGUAAUAAACCCGGGUCAUUAAAAAAUGAUAGGUUUAAAGGACAAAGUGAUCUUCAAAAUAUUUAUAAUACGAACAAUGCAAUCGACAGAAGUAUCGAAGAGUUAGCGAAACCAGAGGCUUCUCCCGCCAAUCUUAUGGAAUUGGGGAACACCAAUACUUCAUGGAGGAAUAUUGCAGAAAAUUUAAACAAUGAAAAUGAUUCAAGUAGUACAAGUUUACGACACCAUCCAUCCGUCUCAUUGAGCUUUUCUGAAUCUGUCAAUGAUGAUAGCAGCGACCAAAAUGACAACGACGAAGACGACAUGAGCAGCAAUAGUUCUAGCGAAAGUGAAUUAAAUGAAGAUGAGGAUGACGACGAGAAUAUGCGUACUAACGAAGAAAGAGGUCAAAGAGAUGAUACGCCACAAAGCCAGGAUUCAAGACGUACAAUUGCUGAAAUCGAGGAAAAUGAAGUAAGUGUUAAUCAUGAUGAGGGUAGUACAACUGAGGCGAAAAAAUCACAUGAGGAGCCAAAUGAACAAUUUUAUUAUUCAAAUGUGUCAUCGCCCAAAAUUCCUUAUCAAAUGAAAACAAAUUUGGUCAGUCCAGAUUUGUAUAGGUCAAUUAGUUACCUCUUACCCCAUUACUGGGUAUCACAACCGAAUAACAGCGUCUUGGUUUCAUCGGAUGGUAUUUCAAGGAUAAGUCCUAAUCCGAACUGGCAAUCAUAUAUGAAGUACGAGAGAUCUGCAAGCAGUAAUGUAUCAACUAUUGCCAGAAAUAGGUUGCGAACUGGAAUUGGUUCCACACAGAAAUAUGAAUAUGCAGUGACCUGGGCCAACAGUUCUUUACCUUUACCUAAUUUAUCAAUUUUUUAUUUCGAAAUUAGAGUUCUGAAUGUUAGUAGUUCCCAAGGUGGCAAGAAUAGCAACAUCAUCGUUGGAUAUAAACUAUCUCCAAGCAGCAUGAGUCGUGAUAACGUCAAUACUAAUGAUAAUAAUGAAGCGAUAAGUUCAACAGUGCAGUUUAUCGAGACCUCUCAGACUUCUUCAUCUUCAAGGAAUAGCAAUACUACAGGUGGAAGAAAUAAUAACAGCGGUGGUGGUAAUUUGAAUGGUGCAGGCAACAAAAACGUUUUUGACGCUGGAUUUUUUGGCUAUCUAGGCUUUGAUGGUUCUGUUUCUGCUGGCAGACAAUACAACACAUACAAUGAACCUUAUGGUAGGGAUGAUAUUAUUGGAUGUGGUAUAAAUUUCAUUGAUGGAUCUAUUUUUUUCACUAAGAACGGUGUAUUCUUAGGUACGGCUUUCAAUGAUCUUCACGACACUCCUGUUGUACCAGCCAUUGCUUUAAGACCAGGCAACUCUGUCAGGACAAAUUUUGGUCUGUAUGAGGAAUUUGUCUUUGAUAUCAUAGGUUAUCAGAACAAAUGGAAAGGGAAAGGCUACGACAACAUAUAUAAAUCUGUCAAUAAUGAAUCAGACGACAUAGAGAGUGACAUGGAGGCAGAUGAAGGGCCAAAAGAUGGAGAUACAAUAAUGGGUGAUACUGAAGAGAUUGAAGAAGAAAAGCUACCGGACUUCUUAUUGGGUCAUGAUUUCAGGAAUGUCAAUGGGCAAUUGACAAAACCAGAUGUAUUAAGAAUAAAUCAUCUGAAUUCUAAUAAUAAUUCAAUUCCGAAUACUUUGAAUGCAAUGAUAAAUGAAUAUUUAAUUCAUGAGGGCUUAAUAGAUGUUGCGAAGGGAUUUUUAAUUGAUUUACAGAGGGAUGGUUCGUAUAAUGAUAACAACGACGAGAUAAAAGUUAUUAGGCACAAUGAGAAACAAAUUAUCAAGGAGGAGGAAAUGUUAAAAGUUAGACAAGAGCUAAGAAAAUUAAUUAACGAUAGGAACAUAAAGCAAUGCAUUCAAUAUAUUGAGAAACAACUGCCCGGAUUAUUAAGUCAAAACGUUGAACUAUUAUUUGAAUUGAAGUUGGCAGAAUAUUUAAUACUGAUUUUAAAUCAAACUAAUAUCAAGACUAUAAUUUUGCAAGGGCAAGAAUUAUCUGCGACAUUUCUAAACGGUAAUUUGACUGCCGACGAUAAAUUGAAGAACAAAUUCAAUGAACAAUUAAGCAAUGUAUCUGCAUUAUUGGCAUACGAAGAUCCAAUAAACGAAUCUCCUGAUGAAUUAUCCUUCUAUCUAAGUAAUGAAUUCUUGCAAGAGAGACUGUACCAAGUGAUAAAUUCGAAUGUUUUGAAAUAUUUAAACAAAAACAGCGAUUGUUCACUGGAAAAUUUGGUUGGAUAUACGAGGUCCAUGCUGUCUACGUUGAUGACUUACGAGGGUUCAGAUCCCAACAACAGUAACAAUAACAAUGCCGUGUCAAACAAGAAUGAACUCAGAUACUAUAAGGUUGCUAAUAUAGACGAGGAUAUAUUGAAUAUAUGA
This is a messenger RNA of Kazachstania africana CBS 2517, 2742 nucleotides long. RefSeq names its product glucose-induced degradation complex subunit VID30 (gene VID30). The record is from RefSeq and is a predicted model, not a curated record. Lineage: Eukaryota; Fungi; Ascomycota; Saccharomycetes; Saccharomycetales; Saccharomycetaceae. Bases 1 to 2742 code for a protein of 913 amino acids. The transcript has a single exon. Gene Ontology annotation, molecular function: protein binding. Gene Ontology annotation, cellular component: cytoplasm. Gene Ontology annotation, biological process: cytoskeleton organization; cell surface receptor signaling pathway.